Messenger RNA from Fulmarus glacialis (Northern fulmar), 1099 nucleotides. RefSeq names its product vacuolar protein sorting-associated protein 13B-like. The transcript has 7 exons. The annotation marks the transcript as partial. Lineage: Eukaryota; Metazoa; Chordata; Aves; Procellariiformes; Procellariidae. The record is from RefSeq and is a predicted model, not a curated record.
AUGAAGGAGGCCUACUUCUUUAAUUGCGGAGAAAAUUUGAGUGCAAAAGGGAUGACAUACCUUACGAAUUCACUAUUUGAUUACAGAAGUCCAGAAAAUAAUAGUAUUCGUGCAGAAUUUAUAUUGGAUGCAGCUCAUCAUAAGGAGACAUACACAGAGAUAGCUGGAAUGCAGAGGUUUGGGGCUUUCUACAUGGAUUACUUGUACACAAUGGAAAGCACCAGUGGCAAAGUUUCUGGGAAUCAGCAAGACCUUUCUUCAGUAAAGAGUGAAGAUUUUGGAAAUGUUCAAGAAAUGUCUACAAAAAGCCUCAUUGUCGGCCCACUCAAUCUUCGAUUGGAUAGCAGUGCAGUACACCGGAUAAUGAAAAUGAUAGUUUGUGCUCUGGAACAUGAAUAUGAGCCAUACAGCAGAACUAAGCCAGAUAUUAUGGAUGGAAAUAGGACUAUGCCAAGCUCAGAAGAAGUAGCACUAUUGGAGGAGUACAUUCCCACUCGACUUACGACGUUCACUGUUCUUAAGUGUACAAUUAUAAUCCCUGUGGCAGAAUUCAAUUUACUAGACCACCUGAUGCCCAUAAUCAUGGGCGAGAAGAACUUAAGUGGACUGUUAAAUGCUGCAAGCUUCCAACCCCUGCGGCCUUUGCCUUCCAUCCGAAUUUUGGUGGAUAAGGUUAACCUGGAGCACUCGGUGCCAAUGUAUGCCGAGCAACUGGUGCACAUAGUCAGCAGCCUCAGCCAGCCGUCCGACAACCUGCUUCAUUACUGUUACUCACACUGCUAUCUGAAGAUAUUUGGUUUUCAAGCAGCACUGACUUCUUUGGACAGUAAAGGAUUGUACUGUUUCCCUGUUCCAGUUAUCCCUUCAUUCAGUACCGCUGUUUAUGGCAAGCUGAUCAAGUUUCCAAAAUAUUGGACCAAGCGAGCUCAUGUCCCACUAACAGAAUGCAUAUUUGAGCUUCCUAAUUUGACAGUUCAAGCCACUAGAGCUCAAACUCUUCUGCUUCAAACUAUUUAUCAGAGCUGGUGUCAUGCUGUUGGAAACGUCAGUUCGGUGGUGGUAAAUGAAGCUUUACUGAAUGAGGUUUUCCAAACUUCAG